GGGAGCUGUAUAGAAAGAGACUUGUGCUUCCCUUCUUCCUUCCUUAUCUCUUCUUCUUCUUCUUCUUCUUCUUCUUCUUCUAUUUCAUGAAAGACAGGUAGAUAUUAAGAUUAGUUUAGAUCAGAUCACACCAGAUAUACAGAAAAAAAAAAUAAAAGAAAAGAGAAGAGAGUGGGAGAGAGAGAUGGGAAACUGUCAAGCAAUAGAUGCAGCAGCCUUGGUUAUACAGCAUCCAAGUGGGAAGAUAGAGAGGCUUUAUUGGCCAAUUUUAGCAAGUGAGAUUAUGAGAAUGAACCCUGGCCAUUAUGUUUCUUUGAUUAUUCCAUUGCCCGUUUCUGCUGAAGAUAAUAAUAAUAAUAACCAACACAACAACAACACUGCUGCUGCUCCUGCUGCUACUACUGUUCAGUUUACUCGUGUUAAGCUUCUCAGGCCUACUGAUACUCUUGCGCUUGGUCAUGCUUAUCGCCUUGUUACUACUCAAGAAGUUAUGAAGGUUUUAAGGGCAAAGAAGUAUGCGAAAAUGAAGAGGCAGCAGCAGCAGCAUCCAGAAUCAGUUGACAAGUCUCAGAUUUUGGCACUGGAGAAGGAGAGUUCUUGCGAGGCAGGAAAGAAAACUGAAACGGAGAAGGAUAAGGAGAAAGAUCAUCGGACGACAAAACAAGAAAGACACCGGCCAAGGACACCAUCCAUCAACUCGACUGCAAUGAGGUCAAAAUCAUGGCGCCCCACAUUACGGAGCAUCUCGGAGGCUGCAAGUUGAUGGUGUUAAUUUUCAAUUUCCAAUAUCUUGAACAGCCCCCCAUGAAAUAUACAAGUAGAUUUGCUUCCACCGUUUACAUAGGCAUGGAUUCCUUACAAGGAGCAAUAUAAAUCCACUCCAUCGAAGGAACGAGUUACCGGAUGUCAAAAAUCAUUGUCAAGAAACAGCAACCAGUUUCGAACCAUUUUCAAGUAAUAAGAAAUCUGUAAAGCUACAAAAACAGCAAUGGAUCUAACAUUGUUUUACAACUGA
Molecule: messenger RNA, 1015 nt
Organism: Ricinus communis (castor bean)
Lineage: Eukaryota; Viridiplantae; Streptophyta; Magnoliopsida; Malpighiales; Euphorbiaceae
Exons: 3
Coding region: 185-763 (192 amino acids)
Source: RefSeq, a predicted model, not a curated record